CCAUUGGGCCCAUAUAUGUCUUGUCUCCUUAGUAGACUCCAGACUUGAUCUUCAUUUUUCUUUCACUGCAGUACCAUUUUCUUUCACCUCCUUCCCCCCUUUUUUUCUCCUUGUCAUUCUGAUCUAAAACACAAACAAAAAAAAAAAAGAAAAAGAAUUCUUCUGCAACAACCAUGGCAACCGAAAUAGAGAAAGACUCAGCAGAAAGAUCAUCGCGAUCGGCAGGUGAUCAUCAGAAGCAGCAGCAAAAGGCACCACCAUUGAGCCGAUACGAGUCACAGAAGCGCAGAGACUGGAACACUUUUGGGCAGUACUUGAAGAGCCAGAGACCCCCAAUUUCUCUCGCACAGUGCAAUUACAACCAUGUAUUACAGUUCCUUUGCUAUCUCGAUCAGUUUGGGAAAACAAAAGUUCACUUGCCUGGUUGUGUCUUUUUCGGACAACCGGACCCUCCUGCUCCAUGCACUUGUCCUCUUAGACAAGCUUGGGGAAGCCUUGAUGCUUUGAUCGGACGGCUCAGAGCUGCGUACGAAGAGAACGGUGGUGGUGGUGGUGGUGGUGGUGGUGGUGGAUCACUGGAGAGAAACCCUUUUGGCGAUGGAGCUAUACGUGUUUAUUUACGCGAAGUUAAGGCGUGUCAAGCAAAGGCAAGAGGGAUUUUGUACAAGAAGAAAAAUAAGAAGAUGAAGAAUCAGAUGAUCAAGGCAAACCAUGAUGAAUUCAACUCUUCGAAACAGUCCGGUUAAAGAAAAGUCUUUGGAUCAAAAUGGAGGAGCAUGCAAUGGGAGAUCAAUGGAUGGUAAAGGGUACAAUAUUAGGUUUCAUUUCUAAACUCUAUAGUUUCAUUUCUGCUACAAUAUUUGCUUCUCAUCUUGCAGACAUAAUUAUAUAUAUUAAGCUAGAGUCUAUUCCUAAUUAGUGCAUAUGUAUAUAUCAGAUUCAUACCUAGUUGGCUUGACACUUUGAUUACACUCUCAUAAAUCUAUAAGCAGAAUUUUGGAUGUCUUUAUUAAA
Molecule: messenger RNA, 1014 nt
Organism: Camellia sinensis
Lineage: Eukaryota; Viridiplantae; Streptophyta; Magnoliopsida; Ericales; Theaceae
Product: protein LIGHT-DEPENDENT SHORT HYPOCOTYLS 10
Biological process (GO): response to light stimulus; mRNA transcription
Cellular component (GO): nucleus
Source: RefSeq, a predicted model, not a curated record